Messenger RNA from Formica exsecta, 1797 nucleotides. RefSeq names its product homologous-pairing protein 2 homolog. NCBI's taxonomy places the organism in Eukaryota, Metazoa, Arthropoda, Insecta, Hymenoptera, Formicidae. Gene Ontology annotation, molecular function: recombinase activator activity; double-stranded DNA binding. The transcript has 2 exons. The record is from RefSeq and is a predicted model, not a curated record. Gene Ontology annotation, biological process: homologous chromosome pairing at meiosis; meiotic joint molecule formation; meiotic strand invasion involved in reciprocal meiotic recombination. Bases 101 to 703 code for a protein of 200 amino acids. Gene Ontology annotation, cellular component: DNA recombinase auxiliary factor complex; condensed nuclear chromosome.
AACGGCGGCGUAGUUUCUCUCAGGUUUUUCUCUGCUAAAACAUAUUACAUAUAUAUGUCAUAUACCUCAAUUUCAAUUGUAUUCCAAGCUAAAUGUAAUAAUGGCUACGGAGGCUGUAUAUAAUUACAUGAAGACUGAAAAUAAACCUCACAAUUUGAAUGAUAUACUCACAAAUUUAGAUAAUAAAUAUAGCAGAACUAUGGUUCAAAAGGCUGUUGAUGAACUGGUGACAGAUAAGAAACUGUUUGAAAAAGUUUAUGGCAAAAAUAAAAUUUACUGUGUUGUCCAAGAUUCAAUGUAUGAUACUGACGAGUCAUUGAAGAUUGACAAAGAAGCACAAAGUCGUGCCAAAGAGAAUAAAUAUCAAGAAAUUUUGAGAGAGACGAAAGAACAUGAGGCUUUCUUGUCUUCUUUGAAGUCAAGUUUAACAUUGGAAGAUGCACAAAAAGAAAAGGUUAUAUUACAGCAAAAUAUAAAAGAGUUAACGCAUAAACUAGAUGAAUUGAUGGAAAAUAGCAGUACAGUAGACUUACAUGAUCAUUCAAUAUUAAAACGAAAGGCACAAGAGACUCUGGACGAAUACACACGUACAUAUUUGAAAAGAAAAAAAAUAGUCACUGAGAUAAUAGAUUGCAUUUUGGAUAAUUAUCCUGGUAGCAAAGACAAAUUGUAUGAUGAAAUAGGCAUAGAUCCAACAACAUAAUAAAUUGAGAGUUAUUAGUUUUUCCGGUUAAUAUUUUGUCUUAUUUAUUUUUCUAUAUUUUAUUACAUUCUCUUAUUGUUAGAUAAAAUGACAUUUCUAUAUAAUGCACAAAGAAUUGAAUAAGUAUUUUAUGUUAAAAUGAUUAAAAUUUUCAUCUAAGUGCCAAGUUAAGUAUUAAAUGAUCUUAUUUGCAUAUUUAAAAAAUGAAUAUACUAUUUAUUUACGCCAAGAGAUUAUAUAUUAACAUUUAUGCUAUUAUUUAGAAGGAAUUACUUUAGGUUGCUAAAUAAUGUAUAUUGUUAAUAUUAUUUAAAUGUUCAAUUUGUAGAGCAGAUAAGUCAACUUUUAUUUUGUGUGCAUUACAUUUUACUUUACAUUCUUUUUUUUAUUUUUAUAAAUGUGCGUAUCAUAUAUAGGGCGUUCCAAAACUAUCACAUUCUCUGUACUUAUAGAAAUAAAAACAUCAAAAGUUAGUCAAUAUUAAAUAAUUUAAAAAAUUUUACUUUUUAUCUUUAAGAAAACAGAAGAAUUAAAAUCCUUACAUUUUUAAACAGAUUCUCUAACUUUGAGAUUUUAGUUUAGCCAAACUUUGUUUAUGAUUUGAAUAUCAAGAUAUUUAAUGUGGAGAAUAUGAAAAAUCUGCAUCAAAGUAUGAUUAUAAAUAUAUACGGUAAUGAGAAUUAAAAAUUUGCUUAACAAUGUGUGACUGAAAGAGAAUAUGUAAUAGUUUCCGGAUCCUGGUAUUAUAUUCUGAUAUUUUUAUGUGAAUUAUGCGUGCAUACAUAACUCCCUUGACAUAUUUACAAGCAUAGACUACUAUGUACAAAGUUUCAAUCAGAAUAGAAUACAAUAACAUUCUUAAGAAUAUAUAUCUUGAACAUUAAAUUUUUGUUUGUAUUUUUUUUAUGUGGCAUCCUAUUAAAGCAGCAGCAGCAAUGUAGAGUACGAUAAUAUAUCAGCAUAUAUAAUGUCCUAUAACACAGAUUAGAAUACUUAUUUUAUAAAUUGUUUAUCAAAAUCUUACUUUUUUUCUGCUGUAAAAUUGCAUUUAAAUGUCAGAUAUUGGAUAGCAUAUUGCGAUUAUAUGUAAAAGU